AGUUUAGCAACUGCAGUUCUUCUGUGUAGCAUGGGCUGCUUCUCCACAACCGCGAGAAGCCCGGCUGCCUGUUUAUUCUGGAGCAGCAGCAGUUGACAGACGGAGAGGCAGUGACUCUGCACCCAGCAAUCCCUCUGCAGACAGCUCCCACAGGAGUCAUGCCCAGUGUGUGAAGAAGCAAUUAUGUCUCCGGUACCCUCUCUCCCACCUUCAGCCACUGCAUAAAAUUGUCACAGAUUAAAUCAAAUUGUUCAGCCAUUUCAUUAGAGAGACUCCAGCUCUCAUUCUCUGGGGGCAUUUUCACUCUUCUCAAAUAAAAGCCUCUUUCAGAUAAGUUAACUCCUUCUUGAAGACUAUAGAAAGCCACUGAGCAGACCACUAAAGGGCUGUUGAGACCUGAUGGUUUUUUUGGUGGUCAUAUAGCCCGGACACAGCACCUUCUGUCACGGAGACUGAACUCUGACUGGCAAGACAGAACGGGUGGGAGUGCAAGCAACAGCAGAGAAGACUGUUAGCGUAGAAGAACCCAGGCCUCUAGGACUGACUCAAACUUUCUCAUCUCAUGACCCUGGGUACGUUUCUUUUCCUGGAUGAACCUCAUUUCUCCAAUCUCAACAAUGCAAGUUUAAAGGCUUUUUUUUUUUUCUGUAGUGGAUUCCAGGAAUCCCUCCAAAAUAGCAUGCAAAUGCUUGAGAAGAAUGAUAGAGCUGUUGGGAAGAGAGAGGAUGUUGGAAUUCUCUUUGAUGGAUAGCAAAAUCUUGUUCUGACUUGUUUUCUGGAAUGGUUGACAUAAAGGAGGGGAGAGAUCAGACAUUGUGGUGGGAGCCUGCUGCUUAGAAGCAGCUUGGGGGAGGGGAUGGAGGGGAGGGAAGGCUGGCAGGGCUGGGGGCACCCUGGCAUCUGGAGGGGUGGAACUUAUGGGGGCGGGGUUCUGGGCACAAUCACUAGGUGUUGAAUGACAGUUGAUGAGUCAGGCUGAAAGGACAGGAAGGCAUUGUUGGGACAGUUUGCUGUGUCUGGGGACACUGGAGAUGGUGGCAAAUGGGCAAGGCCAGCACACAUGUGGUUUCAGAGUUAGUUCUGCAUGUUGAGAACUUUCCCCAGAAGCCCAAAGGCCUCGGUGAUGAUAGACAAGGAGGCUGAGGAACCAAGGCAGCUGGCAGGUACCAGGAAGCCCAAGGAGCAGGACAGAGGCAGGCAUGUGCAGGACAGCCUGUGCAUGUCACAUGUGUGUUUCCCAAGGCCUGUGCGUAGCAGAGCAGCCUGUGCAUGUCACACACAUGCUUCCUGAGACCUGUGUAAGACACCCUGUGCGUGUCACAUGUGUGCUUCCUGAGGCCUGUGCAAAGCAGCCUCUGCAUGUCAUACGCAUGCUUCCCAAGGCCUGUGCAGAACAGCCUGUGCAUGUCACACCCAUGCUUCCUGAGGCCUGUGUACGACACCCUGUGCGUGUCACAGGCAUGCUUCCUGAGGCCUGUGCAGAGCGGCCUCUGCAUGUCACACGCAUGCUUCCCGAGGCCUGUGCAGGACAGCGCCUGUGGCUACAAUCCCCUCAGGGCCAGGGAGGCCUGGUUUGCCUCUUCCCUCUUGCCUGACCCGGGCCUCGGAGGCAGCACACUCCCACUACGUGGGUGGGAUCCUGACUUCCUCAAGGCUCUAGCCCAGGGCCCGGCACCGGGGAGAUGCCCAGGAAGUGUCUGCUGAACUGCGGGGAAUGUGGGUUGGAGUCACGCCACCUGCUGUGUUUCUGUAAGCAUUUUGGGGAAGCACAUUUCUUGGGUACCUUCGCCAGGCUCAGGAAUGGAGACAAGGCCAAUGUAUCCCUGCCCUCCUGGACUGCAGGUGUUGCUGUUAGAACCUGCCCAGCUGCUAGAAAGUUCCUACCAGGGUCAGAGGCCCUGGGAUUUUGGGUGCGCAUGUUUUUCUGGUUUGUGAGGAGGGUAGGGGCAAGCAUGAAGAAAGAAGGGCCCGAGCCUCAAAUUUGCAAGGGCAUCCUCUUUUCUAGUCACAAAGAUCAACAGGAUCCAAAAAGGAUGGGAUUUGCGCUUCACUUUAAACAUGCUGCCCGUUCUAGCCAACCCUUCUGUGGUGCACUAUGAGUUUAUAGCUUUUGCGAGCCUGGUCAUUGUCUUCGGAAUAUUACUAUGCAUUAGCUUGAGCAGUAAGUGACAAGUUGUUCAUGUAAAUGUCUAAGAUAUACGGACUUUUAAACAACUCUCAUUUUGGUGUUCCUUGUUUCUUAAUAUAGUAGGAGUCUCACCUCACACCACCCCUUCCCUUAAAUUAUGGAGCAGUGCAGACCUCCCUCAACCCGGGGAGGGCCUUGCUCUGAGAGUGUACUUCUUUCCAGAACCUGUACACAUAGGGCAUGGAGACAGGACUCAAGGCCAGGGUGGGAGUUGGAUGGGCUGACUUUUGUGCCCUUCAUAAGGUUUGAUCCUGAGCUGCAGACACAGGUAGGUGGGAGAUUAGUUUCCAUUUGGGCUGGAGGCCGAUGGGGGGACCCUGUUCCGUCUCUUCUCUUUGACCCCACAAAGCAGGCAGAGCUCUAUUUAUGAAUGUGGCCUUCCUCUCUGUGCUUCCACCAUCCAGAGGGAACGUGGCUUCCCUAAAACCCUAUUCUCUGAUAAUCUAUGUCCCUUUCCAAAAUAUUUGUAUGAAGGUCCAGACUUGGAAAUUUUAUCAUUAAGGACAAUCAGUAAACAGAGUAAUAACUAACAUGUAUUCUAUGCCACGCCACGUUCAAAGUGGUUCCCAUGCUUUAUCUCAGUUAAUUUUGUGACCAUAACCCAACACUGUUCAAUUAGUGUUCCCCAAAACAGUCAGAAAAAGGUUAAUGACUUGGCCAGGCAUGGAGGCUUAUGCUUGUAAUCCCACCACAUUGGGAGGCCAAGGCAGGUAGAUCACCUGAGAUCAGGAGUCCAAGAUCAGCCUGGCAACAUGGUGAAACCCCAUCUCUACUAAAAAUACAAAAAUUAGCUGGGUGUGGCAUGUGUGCCUGUAAUCCCAGCUACUUGGAAGGCUGAGGCAGGAGAAUCGCUUGAACCCGGGAGGCAGGGUUGCAGUGAGCCGAGAUCGUGCCAUUGCACUCCAACCUAGGCGACAGAGUGAGACUGCGUCUCAAAAAAACAAAAACAGAAAAGGUUAAUGACUUGCCCGAAGUCAUCUAGCUUGUAAGUACACAGCCAGAAUUUAAGCCUGGGUGGUUAACUUGAAAACCGUUAUGGAGCAACCCAGAGAUUUAGCAUCAGUGGUUCAAAUCUCAGUUCUACAAUUACUUGCCAUGUGACCUCAUACAAGUCACUUACCCCUUCUGAGACUCAGUUUCCCUCACUGCACAAUGGGCUUAAGCAUGAUGCAAGGACUUUACAAUGAUCAAAAGUAACAGUUGAUGUGAAAGGGCUUCAGCAGCAUGCAGCCAGUCCACAGAGUUGUUAUGAAGUUUUCCUCUUUCAUCCUUUGUUAAAGCAUGCUGACAAACUCAAAAGGAUGACAAAAAGUAGCAGCAGAAAGUACCUUCUCCUCAUGCCUUUGGUUGUACAGACACACAACUCCUGUACUCCAAAUUCCUGGCACACAGAGUUGAUGGUGAGGGCCCCUGAGUGGAGAUACUUUCUGGGCCACCUGAAAUGCUGCUUGGUUUCUCACACAAACCCUGCUGUGGCUGCUUACCAUCCUCAGCAAGGGUGCGGAGGAAUGGAAACUUUUGCCACCAACAGCAUUUGCUAGCAACUUCCCUCUCUGUGGUUUUUCUGUCAUUCCCUUGAUAAAAGAACUUGAGCUGCGCAAAAGUAACCAAUCUUCACCAAUCUCAUCUUCACAUAUAAACAGCCGCCUUUCAAGAAGCAAGCUGCCAGAAAAAUGAUGCACGAUGCUCUCUAAACUGGGUCAUUCUCCACUUGGAGGGCUCAGGGCACGGUUGACUUUCCCCGUCUGUCUCCUAUACCACAGGCUCUGGGCAUCACCAGCGGCCCCAGGGAAAAAGAAAGAAAUGGGAAACAGCAUGAAAUCCACCCCUGCGCCUGCCGAGAGGCCCCUGCCCAACCCGGAGGGACUGGAUAGCGACUUCCUUGCCGUGCUAAGUGACUACCCGUCUCCUGACAUCAGCCCCCCGAUAUUCCGCCGAGGGGAGAAACUGCGUGUGAUUUCUGAUGAAGGGGGCUGGUGGAAAGCUAUUUCUCUUAGCACUGGUCGAGAGAGUUACAUCCCUGGAAUAUGUGUGGCCAGAGUUUACCAUGGCUGGCUGUUUGAGGGCCUGGGCAGAGACAAGGCCGAGGAGCUGCUGCAGCUGCCAGACACAAAGGUCGGCUCCUUCAUGAUCAGAGAGAGUGAGACCAAGAAAGGGUUUUACUCACUGUCGGUGAGACACAGGCAGGUAAAGCAUUACCGCAUUUUCCGUCUGCCCAACAACUGGUACUACAUUUCCCCGAGGCUCACCUUCCAGUGCCUGGAGGACCUGGUGAACCACUAUUCUGAGGUGGCUGAUGGCCUGUGCUGUGUGCUCACCACGCCCUGCCUGACACAAAGCACGGCUGCCCCAGCAGUGAGGGCCUCCAGCUCACCUGUCACCUUGCGUCAGAAGACUGUGGACUGGAGGAGAGUGUCCAGACUGCAGGAGGACCCCGAGGGAACAGAGAACCCGCUUGGGGUAGACGAGUCCCUUUUCAGCUAUGGCCUUCGAGAGAGCAUUGCCUCUUACCUGUCCCUGACCAGUGAGGACAACACCUCCUUUGAUCGAAAGAAGAAAAGCAUCUCCCUGAUGUAUGGUGGCAGCAAGAGAAAGAGCUCAUUCUUCUCAUCACCACCUUACUUUGAGGACUAGCCAAGAACAGACACAAUGGUUCAUGCCCAAAAGGAACAGAAGUUCCAACUAUUGCCUGGGAUCUUGCGAAAAGCGAGGUUCCCUGAUCCCUGGGAGCCUCACGUAUUUUAGAAGCCAAGAGAAGCCACAUGGAGACUCAAAUUCGCAUCUUCUCUAUCCACAUCAUGACCAAAGGAACCCCUCCCUGGUGUCUGAUCAGGGCUGUGGCAUCACGAAACAUUGGAUCAUGACAUGUCGGGCGAUGCUUGGAAGAGCCCAGCAUGUAUGUAUGCACACAUUGUGUGUGUGGGAAGGACAAAGCCACUCUCACAAGAAAGGGCACCAGGACUGCUCUCCAAGGAACUGGACCUGUCCAGACAGUUACACUCCAAGGUCAUUGGAGAGAACUUCUGUAUGGGCAAGCCUGAGAGGGAGAGGAAACAAAAGCUGUGUCCUGGCAGAAGGUCUGGGUUUGCAGAUGGGUGCCCUGAAUGGAACUACUUUAACUAAUCCAUAGGGACUUCUGGUAUGCUUUCCUCUCUUUUUAAAGGAACUUCGUGACACUAAACAUUAGCCCAAAGGACUUCUUAGCCUUCAAUUGGGAGAUACCUUUGGUCUGCUCCUGCACCAAAGCCAUAUGGGUGGAAGUCAGUUGGCCUCCCUGGUUCUGCAGAGGGCCAGAAGAAUGAGAGAGAGGAAGACUGCUGGCAGGGAAAUCGAGGAGGCGAGACUAGAACUGCACCAGCUUCCCUGAUGUCUGCAGCCAUGGCUUUGCAGCGCAGACAGAGCUUCUCUGGGAUGCUGGGAUUCUUGCCUGUAUGAAUGCAUCAAGUAUUCAUUUAUUGCCCGAAUAGGCAUUGCAUUAAGUCCUCUGUAAGGUGUCAGGCAAGCCAAAAAAAAAAAAAAGAUGCGUAAGUCCUAACCCCCAACAGAGGUGUUCACAGUGUAGACAGGGAAAAAAUGUAUAAACAAAUGUGUAAAAAGAGAAAUCAGCUCAUGGCUUAGGAUGGAAUUAGAGACAGGUGAGGGACACUCAGGAGCUCAUUUUCCAGCUGCUCUUCAGAGUGGAAGGGCUGGCUGGAUCGGGUAGGUAAGAAUAGCUGGAUUUUUUAGAAAAGAAAUGGAUACAGUCUAAAGAAUUAACUCACCCGGUACUUUAUUCUAAGAAGGGUCUGGCAUCCAUAUGAGGAAAAAUGCUCAGCUCCAGGAAAGAUGGGGAGUCCAAGUGGAUUAAUGAUGUCAUGCAUAAUUUUAAGAGACAAGGGAGAAAACACAAUGUAUAGCCAGAGAAGGAGAAGCUCCCAUCCAAAUCCUACUAGGAAGAGAGUGGGCUGCAGAUGAAUCUGUGACUCAUGUUUCCCUGUUUCAAAGGGAUCCUGGGGAAGGAGGGGAACAUGCUUGCAGUAUCUCUCCCUGUCUGUCUGCUCACAUAAGCAUUCCGUCCAUCUGAGCUCAUCGUGCUACUGGUAUGUGUAUGUGCAGUUACACAGUUUUCUGUAUCAUAGAUUCUAGUGUGUUUAUACAAGGAGACAUCUGUGGUUUCCCCAACCGUUCCAAAAGGCUAUUUCAAAGGAACCAGCCAACGUAUGAGAAAUGAAUGUAACACUGUGGACAUUGACUUCCCGCAUAAGGCAGGGUGACCCCCUGAACUCCAGAUGUCUGCACAGUAUCUUAUGUGUUGUUUUCCGUUGUGACGAAUGUGAUUGGAACAUUUGGGGAGCACCCAGAGGGAUUUCUCAGUGGGAAGCAUUACACUUUGCUAAAUCAUGUAUUUAUUCCUGAUUAAAACAAACCUAAUAAAUAUUUAACCCUUGGCA
Molecule: messenger RNA, 6618 nt
Organism: Homo sapiens (human)
Lineage: Eukaryota; Metazoa; Chordata; Mammalia; Primates; Hominidae
Gene: SLA
Product: Src like adaptor
Exons: 8
Coding region: 3872-4822 (316 amino acids)
Cellular component (GO): cytoplasm; endosome; cytosol
Source: RefSeq, a predicted model, not a curated record